Molecule: messenger RNA, 968 nt
Organism: Linum tenue
Lineage: Eukaryota; Viridiplantae; Streptophyta; Magnoliopsida; Malpighiales; Linaceae
Source: the annotation of a GenBank genome assembly
CGCUUCCGGUGCGCGCCCUAACUCUAUAAGCAAGGGAAUUCCCGGCGAAGGAAUGGGAUACGAACCGGCGAAAGUCGAUUCCGGUGGCAGAGUCGACAAUCGGAGCACAAAGGAGUUGGUAAUGUCUCUGAAGUCGGAGUUCCAGACGUCGAGUUUCGAGUUUGUGGCGUCCAUCUUGGCCUCUAGAGAAGAGAAGCUGAAGCGGGAGAUUGCGACCAAGGCGGAGGAGAAUCAAGGACUCUGGCUGGAGAAUGAGCAGUCCAGGUUGUUCAUUAUGAAAUUGGAGGAAGAACGGGAAAGCUGGAAGACGGAAGCUGAAAAGACGAAGAGAGAGAUUCACGGGCUCCGGCUGGAGAGAAAGCAGGCCAGGUUGGAGAAGAUGAGAUUGGAGGAUGAACUGAAAACCUGCAGAAUGGAAGCUGAAAAAGCCAAGGGUUUCGAGGAUCGUGUCAAUAGGCUUGGGGAGGAAAUGAAGAAGUUGCAAGCCGUACGGCUUGCUGGAUCUGAAGACGUCGGGAGAAGGGGAGUCCAAGAACCGCCGGAGAAUCGCGGAGAGAUUGUUCGUUUGACAACGGAGGGAAACGGGAUUUCCAGUGCUUCAGGUUGUUUUGAGUUCAAUUUUGUGCUUCUUUUCAUGGAUUGUUGAUUUCCUAUAGCUUCUUUUGAAUCUGAUGUUGUUGGGUUUGUGUUUCUUGGAGGGGCAGGAUUGAAGAAGGUUGAUGGCAACAAGCAAUUGAACAUGGAAAUGAACGUGAAGAAGGAGAAGGAAGAUUUGGCGAGUGGAGGAGGGAUUGAGGUCUGUAAGAGGGUAGCACUUGGCAUGGAGUUGAAUGUGAAGGAGAAUGAAGGAGGUGACAAGAUUGGAUUGAACAGAAGUGUCGAUCUGAAAUCCCAUCAAGCUGAUAGUAGCUCUGGAAACGCAAGACCAGCACCAGCUGGAGGCAUUUUUGUUGAGAUCAGUGAUAGUG